AUGUCGUUCGUUGCCUCCCAGGAACAAGUCCGCGCCUUUGAAGAAUUUUCUUCCAGUCCAUCUUUCUCCCAAGAAGCCAUCGUUGUCGACUUCACCACCACCCCUGAAUAUGUCCGCAGCGUCCUGCCACCCGGUCUGGAGCCCGGCGACACCCCUACCGGACAUAUACUCAUGGCUACUAUGGAGAGCAAGUUGUGCGGAGAGUUUGACUGCGCUAUUGUGAGCCUCGACGUCAAAUUCCGUGGCAAGGCCGGCACCUUUAUGCUCGAGAUCAUCAUCAGCAACGACCUUCCCGUCACCUGGGGUCGCGAAGUCUGGGGCGAGGCCAAGAAGACUGGCACUUGUCGACUCUGGCGAUCUGGAGACUGGCGUUAUGCCUAUGCUGAGCGCAAUGGCGUUCGCCUUAUAGAGAUCCAAGCCAAGUUCGGCCAAGAUCUCGCGUCGGGCAUUCGCGACUCGGUCAACUUUGAGAUCAAAGCAUAUCCCCACGCUCAAGGCAGGGGCCUCCAAUGGGAGCCUCUUGUCAGCACCCUCCAAGUUCGCGAACACGAUGUCCACCACUCUGUUGGCGAUGGCCGUCUGGUCAUUCGAGGUACCACUGCCGACCCCCUGCACAGCAUUCCAAUCGAAUCGGUCGGCCAUUUCAAGUACACCACUGGUCGGGCGGAUUACACUGUCGUGUCUGUCGACGAACUUGGCGUUGGUCAGGCCUAUCUACCACAUCUGAUAGGUCGUCACUACGAAGAUGUUCGAGUUCACAAGGUGGGAGCUGAAUGGACUGGGCUCAGGGACGAGGAGGUAGAGGCAGAAACUUGA
Fusarium oxysporum Fo47 is the source of this 816-nucleotide messenger RNA. Its product is annotated as acetoacetate decarboxylase family protein. The coding region runs from base 1 to 816 and encodes 271 amino acids. Gene Ontology annotation, molecular function: lyase activity. The record is from RefSeq and is a predicted model, not a curated record. The transcript is spliced from 2 exons. Lineage: Eukaryota; Fungi; Ascomycota; Sordariomycetes; Hypocreales; Nectriaceae.